AAAUUAAAUUACAAAAACGAAAAAAUCAAGAUGGAGGGAAAUCUUCGUCCACUCGCGGCAAACAACAAGCCAUUUGUCUUUGGAGGCAUUUACCGCACAAAGUGAAAGUGUGUGUAUUCAUUACAAUUGUGAACUCAUUUGCAAUAGCCACUAAAAGCGGGUUAAUCGAAAGUGCAGAGUCUGCACUGCAGAUCGUUGUCCGAAUUCCAUUGCAUUUGUAUCCCACCCAUUUGGUCAUUGCACUCAUUCCACUCCGCUCGUCCUUUCGAACAGCUAGAGAUGGCCAGCACUACGAUAGAUUCAUGCUGGACUUGCGGUUAUCGCUAACUUUUAUGGCUACUGAAAAUGGAUUCACCCGAAAUUGUAACUAAAAUUAUUAGUUUUGCGUCAGAUAGCAAUGCCUAUUCACUCCACCGAAUGUGCCCGAAACGAGCCGACGACCAUGAGCUCAGCCGAUGACCGAAGGAUCCCCAUAACUAUACUAUUCCAAGUCCAAAAUGAAUUCGUGUUUGAUUUGUUUCUUACUAAAAUAGAAAGAAAAAAUUUAACUUAUUUUAGAAUUGUGUAACUUAUAGAGCACUAGUCAUUAAAAAUUACUCUAUUUUUGCAUAUCGGAGAAAAUUGUAUUAGAAUUAGAAUUUGAUUUUCUCGAACCUCGCUGCAACAGAAUACAUUAGCGAAAAAUUAACUCACCAUAAGACUGCAUUUAUUUGUUAAUCGGACAUUGCUGUUUUUAACCCCUUAAAAUGAAUGAGGGAAUUGUUACCCUACCCUAGAUCCAUAGUCGCUGGGCAGGUGGCUCCGCUGGUGCAGAGCUUCGUUUCGGGGCACUUGGGUCGCAGGAAUGGCCAUGGCUAUUUCCUGAACUAUGGUUUUAAGUUGACCAGCCGACCACCCUGACGCUUCCGGAAUCCCAAUGCCACCGUCAAGCCUUUGAUCCAAAUGACGUUGCAGGCCGCCAAUGUCCAGGAGCAGCAGUCUCCUCCGGUGGCUUCAUAUCCGACACCGGCCACUCCGGUGGCUGUUCAGUCGCCACCGGACGCAUUAUUGGCUGUGAAGCCUCCAUCGGCUCCUGUCCCUGUUCGAGUGUCGAACUCUUCCGUCCAGCACCAGAAUCCGGAUGCAGAUUCGAAGAUGCCCUUGCCAGUUAUAAUCAAGGAGGAGCCGAUCUCUGUCGACGAUGAACCGUCCGUCGAUAUUAUAGAGGAAAAUACCAGUUCCAGUACCAUUGCCAUCGGCAUCGGGGGCAAGAUCCCAUUUAUAAAUAUCUUCCAAAACCCCAAGAAGUCGUCUGAACGCACUCGGGACAAGAAGCUGCGACAGAACCGCCAGCUGCGCAAGUCCAUGCUCCCCAAGAACGCUCUGAUGGCCCUCAACGAGGUUAAGGGCGUGACCAUCAGCGAUUUCACCAUCGACAGCAAUACCGACGGGGGAUUCACGGCCGUUGUCACUGUGAACUCGACUCAGUACGUGGGCAAGGGUACCUCGGAAAUGACAGCCAAGAUCGCGGCCUGCGAGGAGGCUUGGCGCGAUUUUAUAAUUGCAAAGAUGACCCCCAAGCCGCCCGGUAUUCACAAGGUGGAGACGGAUACCAACGAAGAUGAGGCCGAUGCACCGGAUGAUGAUCUGCCCAUGUUGAAUCUGGCUUCGUUUGCCAUCUACAAGCUGUUCGCGGAGUGGGAGCGCGAGGGCUAUGUCGUACCCGAGAUGCACGCUUCGGCCAAUGCCCAGCGUACGGAGCUACCCUUUGGCUGGGAGACCAUGCACCCGGCGAGCAUUCUUUGCAUUAUGCGCCCGGGACUCAACUACGUGGACUACGGAUUAUCUUGGCACAAGGUCACUUACAUGCAGCAUAUGGGAAUCACGGUGGACAACCAGAAGUUCCACGCCCACGGCAGAUCCAAGAAGAUCGCCCGUCUCAACGUGGCCGUGAAAGUGUGCAACUCUCUAUUCGGCACAAACUUCAUCUAUGACGACAGCGCUUAAGACACCAACUCCAGCCGCAGACUCCAACUGUGACGCCAAAUGCGCAGCUUUAAGAAUUCCUUCUCUGUGAAGGUGAAGAGGCAUAUUAAACAAGAAUUUUCCAAUUUAGCUUGCAUUUGGGACAGCUCUUACUUAUGAUUUUUUAGGUGGGCCGCAGCCGUUUUCAACCACGAGUAAUCUUGAACUGCAAGAUUAUCCGAAUAAUUUUAACGCAAGGUUCCUUGGUAAUGCUGAUUAAUUUUUUCCGUGUAUUUUGUUUUACAUUGUUGGCUUGUUUUUUUUUUUUUUGUGAAAACGCUUCCAUAGAAGAGCAUUUCGGUGGCAGAUUGGGUAUCAAAUAAUAAAAAUAAUAAUUAUGCUUACCAGUGAA
Drosophila sechellia is the source of this 2356-nucleotide messenger RNA. RefSeq names its product double-stranded RNA-specific editase 1-like. The transcript has 5 exons. The record is from RefSeq and is a predicted model, not a curated record. Gene Ontology annotation, cellular component: RISC-loading complex; cytoplasm; RISC complex. Bases 943 to 1986 code for a protein of 347 amino acids. Gene Ontology annotation, biological process: regulation of regulatory ncRNA processing; siRNA processing. Lineage: Eukaryota; Metazoa; Arthropoda; Insecta; Diptera; Drosophilidae. Gene Ontology annotation, molecular function: double-stranded RNA binding; siRNA binding.